Protopolystoma xenopodis is the source of this 606-nucleotide messenger RNA. The record is from the annotation of a GenBank genome assembly. Lineage: Eukaryota; Metazoa; Platyhelminthes; Monogenea; Polystomatidea; Polystomatidae.
AGGAUGCUAGGCGUUUUUGAUGUUCCGAUUGAACCUAACAAAGCUAUUCAUGCGGUUGUUACCUCCGUAUUACAUAAUGGAGCAAUAUUUUUUGGUUAUCAGACAUCAAAAGGAAAGGAAUAUAAUGUGGAGGUUACUAUCCAGUACGUAGAUUACGAUGAAAAGUUUCUAUGUGGAUUUCUUAAAAUAGACAACUUGACCGAAGAAUAUCCUAGUCUUACGACCUAUUUUGAAGGCGAAAUAGUGUGCAAGAAGUUUCCUUUUGCCACUGGUAAAUGGGAUGCAACAUUGGAGACAGAUAUUCUGCAUUGGAAUAAAAUUCCGGCAAUAGAAAACUUCUCAAAUAUUUUAGAUUCGGAUUUUAAUUAUUCAAAAUUAGAGAAUUCUGACUAUAUAUUUAUGCGCUGGAAGGAAAAAUUUCUUGUUCCUGAUCCGCACAUAAAAGAUAUCAAUGGAGCCUCUUUUGCUGGAUUCUACUAUAUCUCUCUGAAUAGGGUUGACGGGAAGAUAACCGGAUAUUACUAUCACCUGUAUUCAGAGCGUUAUCAGUCGCUGAACCUAUCCUAUCGCCCUGAAAAAGCACAAACUAUGUUUCAAUUUCGUUGA